AUGUCGUCGAGCACCGACGAGGGCGAGAUUCGAGAUGACGGAACUGGGGACUUGAAGGCAUCGCACCAGCAUUCUCGGGCAGAAAUCGGUGUUGACCCUCGAGGCAGACCCACGGACUCGUCUCCGACUCUUGACCAUGUGUCCCGCGCCAGCGCCUCGUCUCGCCAGAGCCCUCCGCUGCGAAGCUUUAAGAGAUCGCGCGACGACGGUGACCACUACUACCCCCCUGGCCGAGACCACGACCCGAGGCAGCCCCGUGCUCGCCACGACAAUCGUCCUCGAAACGGCUAUUCGGCUCAUGGGCAGGAUCACAGCUCGUCCUCACGUGCCUCGAACAGCCAUGACCCCCGUCGACCCCCCCGCAAUCGCAGCCCACACUGCAACCCCCGCGAUGGCAGCCACAACCGGGGCCGCCGAGACCGCGACCGCGAAAACGCCGACAAUCACGGCCGCCCAGGUCAUUCUCGCCGCCGAAGCCGCUCCCCCGACGGGGCCCCACGCGACGACAACUAUCCGGGUGGCCGCCCAGCUGCCGCGCGCGAGUACCGCAACAUGACUGGGAAAACUCAUUUGGCAGCUAGAUUCGACGACGGGGUGAAGGGUUUUGUCAAGGCAAAGCACGCACCUCGGGGAGAGGUGGCCGCGUCUAAGCAGCAGCAGAACAAGGCCCCCGGCCAACGCGCAUCUGACCGCACCACGUCCACCCAAAACAACAGCGCACCCGCCAAGGAGAAGGAGCCCUCUCCCGAGCCCGACUUCGAAAUGCCCGAGGCGUUCGACGAAGAGGCCGAGAUUGAGCGCCGUCGCAAGCGCCGUGAAGAGCUCCUGGCCAUGCCCAGCUCGGCGAACCCGCUGCUGGUGCACGCCGUCGAAAAUGCCGCUGACAAGGCUUCGCCUGCUACCACCACCAACCGCGACUCGCCGAGUUCGCUGGCAACCCGCGACGAGCCUUCUCCCGAGGCAGGCAGUAGCGUGCUCGGCGACGAGGGACUCAUGAACACAUACGGCAACGCCGUGGCAGGCGAGUACGACGGUCCCUCGGCUGCCGACUACGACCCGACCAUGGACAUGGAAGAAGACGAGCGCCGAGAAGGGCGCCGACAUGGCCAGGCCGUGGCCCACGGCGAGCCUCAGCCCACUACCGACACCACCCAUGCCGCAGGCCCGGACGAGGCGGCGGAUGAAGACGGCGGGGAUGGCUUCGACAUGUUUGCCGAGGAGUUUGACGAGGAAAUCUACGCCGCUGAGCGAGAGAAACGCAGCAAGCUUCCCGGCCCGCAGCGCGGCAUACUCGAGGGCGACGACAAGGACGGCUACUACAAGAUCCGCAUCGGCGAACUGCUCAAAGAGCGCUACGAGAUCAAAGCGACCCUCGGCCAGGGCGUGUUUGCCCGCGUCGCCCGAGCCACCGACACUGUGACCAACAAGACGGUUGCCAUCAAGAUUAUGCGCAACAACUACGCCCUUCGCCGGGGAGGGUACACGGAGAUUGCCAUUCUGCGCAAGCUAAACGAACGGGACGCGGCCAACAAGAAGCAUAUUGUCCGGUUCGAGCAGUCGUUUGAGUACUGCGGCCAUCUUUGCAUGGUGUUUGAGGGCAUGGAGAUGAACCUUCGCGACGUCCUGCGCAAGUUUGGCCACAAGAUCGGCAUCAGCCUCCAUGCGACGCGCAAGUUUGCCUGGCAAAUCUUUACCGCGCUGGACCACAUGCGUAAGAGCCAUGUGAUCCACGCCGACCUGAAGCCGGACAACAUCUUGAUCAACGACACGCGCCAGGUGGUCAAGGUUUGCGAUCUCGGUACGGCCAUUGACCGAGACGACGCGGCCACGGCCCACUCGCAAGUUACGCCCUAUCUCAUCAGCCGCUUCUACCGAGCGCCCGAGGUGAUUCUCGGCAUGGACUACGACUACGCCAUCGAUGUCUGGUCGAUUGGCUGCACCCUCUUUGAGCUCUUCACGGGCAAGAUUCUGUUUCCGGGCUCGAGCAACAACCAGAUGCUCAAGGCCAUGAUGGAGGUGCGCGGUCGCAUGAAUCCCAAGUACUACAAGCGCGGAGAGCUGUGGAGGUUGCACUUCGACGACAAAAACAACUUUCUCAGCGUCGAGUAUGACUAUGUCAUCCACAGAGAGGUUGUGAGGCAGAUGCAGACGUUUCCCAUGCGCAGCCUGGCCUCGCGCCUCUACGACGCCGGAGCCGGGAUGACUGAGCAGGAGAGGAGGGAACUCGACCUCUUCAGAGAGCUGCUGGAGAGCUGCCUGAUGCUGCACCCGGAGAAGCGAAUCACGCCAGGAGACGCGCUGAGGCACCCCUUCUUCACCAUGGCCGCCACGCACCCACACUAG
This is a messenger RNA of Hirsutella rhossiliensis, 2343 nucleotides long. RefSeq names its product kinase. Gene Ontology annotation, biological process: peptidyl-serine phosphorylation; peptidyl-threonine phosphorylation. The transcript is spliced from 7 exons. Bases 1 to 2343 code for a protein of 780 amino acids. The record is from RefSeq and is a predicted model, not a curated record. Gene Ontology annotation, molecular function: ATP binding; protein serine/threonine kinase activity. NCBI's taxonomy places the organism in Eukaryota, Fungi, Ascomycota, Sordariomycetes, Hypocreales, Ophiocordycipitaceae.